AUGAGCGACAAACUCACCCGUAUCGCCAUCGUCAGCAACGACAGGUGCAAGCCAAAAAAGUGCAAGCAGGAAUGCAAGCGCUCUUGCCCCGUCGUCAAGAUGGGAAAACUCUGUAUCGAGGUCAAUCCAACAGACAAAAAGGCCGUCAUCUCGGAAGAGCUCUGUAUUGGAUGUGGUAUCUGUGUCAAGAAGUGCCCGUUCGAAGCCAUCCAAAUCCUCAACCUCCCCACCAACCUCGACUCACACGUGACCCACCGGUACUCUGCCAACGCCUUCAAACUCCAUCGUCUCCCCACCCCUCGUCCAGGCCAGGUCCUCGGUCUCGUCGGAACCAACGGUAUCGGCAAAUCCACUGCGCUCAAAAUCCUCAGCGGCAAGCUCAAGCCCAAUCUGGGUCGUUUCGACAAUCCUCCAGAAUGGGCCGAGCUGCUCAAACACUUUCGCGGAUCGGAACUCCAAAACUUCUUUAUGAAGGUGCUCGAGGAUGAGAUCAAGGCGGUCACCAAGCCGCAGUACGUCGACCAAAUACCUCGGUCGAUCAAAGUCCCCAAUAUGACGGUGGGCAAGAUGUUUGACCGGCAGACGGAGCUGCCGAAUAGGGAUCAGCUCGAGACGGAUCUCGAGUUGAAGGGAUUGCAGGAAAGAGAGGUGGGACAGUUGUCGGGAGGGGAGCUGCAGCGGUUCGCCAUCGCCAUUGCGUCGGUGCGGAAUGCGGACAUUUACAUGUUUGACGAGCCGUCGUCGUAUCUCGACAUUCGGCAACGUCUGGCGGCGGCCAGGGUGAUUCGGGGGUUGGUGACGCCUACCAACUAUGUCAUUGUCGUCGAGCACGACUUGGCCACGUUGGACUAUUUGUCAGACUUUAUCUGCGUGCUGUAUGGUGUUCCAGGAACGUAUGGAGUGGUGACCAUGCCCUACUCGGUCAGAGAAGGUAUCAACAUCUUCCUCGACGGCAUGAUUCCCACCGAAAACCUCCGAUUCCGCGAGGAAUCUCUCACCUUCCGUAUAUCCGAAUCCGCCUCGGACGACCUCAUCGUCCAAAAGCCCCAAAAAACCAACUACCCCUCCAUGACCAAGACCCUCGGCGGAUUCAAGCUUCACGUCGACCCAGGAGAGUUUUCCGCCUCGGAGAUUAUCGUUCUGCUCGGCGAGAAUGGAAUGGGCAAGACGACGUUGGUGCAAUUGCUCGGUGGAAAGCUGGAGGCAGACGAGGCAGACAAGGCGAUGGGGUUGAGGGUGUCGAUGAAGCCGCAGACCAUCAGUCCAAAGUUCCCAGGAACGGUCAGGAUGUUGUUGUUGAAGCGGAUCAAGGCGGCCUUCAUGCACCCGCAAUUCAACUCGGACGUCAUCAAGCCAAUGCAGAUUGAGGCGAUUAUUGACCAGGACGUGCAGACUCUAUCCGGAGGAGAGCUUCAACGAGUUGCCAUCGUCCUUGUCCUCGGUGUCCCCGCCGACGUGCUUCUCAUCGACGAACCCUCUGCCUACCUCGACUCUGAGCAGCGUAUCAUCGCCAGCAAGGUCAUCAAAAAGUUCAUUAUGGGAUCGAAGCGUACCGCCUUUGUCGUCGAGCACGAUUUCAUCAUGGCGACUUAUUUGGCCGACAAGGUUAUUGUGUUUGACGGAAAGCCGGCGGUCGAGUCGUAUGCGAGAAAACCCGAGGGACUCUUGACGGGAAUGAACAAGUUCUUGAGGUCGCUGGAUAUCACGUUCAGACGAGACCCUACCAACUAUAGGCCGCGUAUCAACAAGAUGAACUCGCUCAAGGACAAUGAGCAGAAGGCGUCGGGAUCUUUCUUCUUUGUGGAUACCGACUAG
This is a messenger RNA of Dioszegia hungarica, 1815 nucleotides long. RefSeq names its product P-loop containing nucleoside triphosphate hydrolase protein. Gene Ontology annotation, molecular function: iron ion binding; ribosomal small subunit binding; ATP binding. Bases 1 to 1815 code for a protein of 604 amino acids. The transcript is spliced from 7 exons. Gene Ontology annotation, biological process: ribosomal subunit export from nucleus; translational termination; translational initiation. NCBI's taxonomy places the organism in Eukaryota, Fungi, Basidiomycota, Tremellomycetes, Tremellales, Bulleribasidiaceae. The record is from RefSeq and is a predicted model, not a curated record.